Linum trigynum is the source of this 3998-nucleotide messenger RNA. Lineage: Eukaryota; Viridiplantae; Streptophyta; Magnoliopsida; Malpighiales; Linaceae. The record is from the annotation of a GenBank genome assembly.
CGUCGCUUUGGCAUUCACUGAAACAUCAGAUGGAGGGGAAGGCAGAAACGAAACGUUUCUGCGUAGUUCGUUUCUUCUUCAAGCUUCAAGCUCCCGCCUUCUGCAGAUAGCCGUUGAGAAAGCCGUUGAGAAUCACUCAUCUUCUUCCUGGAUUGAUAGCUAGUGAGAGUGGCGAUGGACGAUGGAGGUCAGAUCGGACGAGAUGGACGAUGGAGGAGGCGAUUGGAGAGUUCUGGUGGCGGAAUGGCGAUGGCCGGCUAUCGGCUGGUCGCUGUCGAGAAUCACAGAACGCAAUGGAGGGAGGUGAUUGGCCGGCGGAGGAGCUUGGAUUCUCUUCUUCUUCGUCUUCUUCAAAGUGUGAAGAAAGAAGAUAGAAGAGUUUGAGGGUUAGAGAGGGAGAGAACAUAGAGGAAAGUCAUGGAGGGUUGGGAUCUCUGCUGGGAGGUGGGCUAGGCUCAGGCUUGUGUGGAUUUGGCUUUGUAUUAUCCGGUUUUUUCUCGGUUUUAACCUGAUCGGGCCGGGACGAUUUUUUUUGCGAAUACUAUAACCGCAAAUUGGAUUGGGUUGAUGGAAAUGCGGUUUCGGUUACAACCGCAACGGUUAAACUGGCCAGUUUUGGUUUGACCAGAAAACCGGUACCGGAUUCGUUUGAGAUUCUCGUCUACCCCGGCGGAUCCCCAACUCUUCUUCUGCCGCAGCUCGGGGUUUUCUUUCUUUCUUUCUUUCUGAGAACAGUUUGGCUUUCCGCCGGUGGAGUAUUGACGUCCAGUUGGAGCCGCCAGAAUCCCAGAACGUAACGACCGAACUAAACUCAGUAAGCCUUCGGUACUUUUCUUGUACGAACUUCUAUAAAUUUAAUUUGAGACAGUUUGACGCUCGUUUGCGUCCAUGAUUCUGGGCUGGCUUCGAUUAAUCAAAUCUCAACUUCCAUUUUUAGCUUCAGUGAAAUUUGAGGGUUCAAUUGCUCGCAUGGAAUGACUUCUUUCAUUCCCCUCUUUUUUCUGUUUGUUUUUUUUUUUUAUGUGGGUUGGUUGGUUUCGAGAAGGCUGUGCAAUUGUUUAUUCUAAUCACUGCUGCUUUAAUGAUACGAUGAUUAUAGCAAAUACUGCUACCUGGGUCUUUUCAUGAUUGAUUCAUAUGCUGGGAUCAAUGAAAAUGUCUACUGCCACUGUAUAGCAUAAAGAUAAUUUAGGUGUUGCUUUGCAAAUGUGGUUUGGAACAAUUGUGGAAGUGUUGGUUUGAUAUUUCUGCAUGACAGAAUUCAUCUCUUACGUUAAAUAAAGCUUCAAAUUACAUUUCUUUUGCAGGUUCAUGCAUCCAAGCAUAUGAGCAACCUCUUUGUGGAUCAUAAAAUCGGAGUUGGAUGCAUUGGUUGGCAUCUGACUUUCACUACCCUUUCGUGACUAGUAGAAGUCCUCUGAAACUAGAAAGGGUUUAUGGCUUGCAGAAACUAGACAAAAAGAAUGAUCUAAAGUGUGGCAUCCAUAAUGUUUAAGUUAGGCUACUCUGGUCUUGUAUCUAUGUAUUUACGGACCCAUAAGCACGCUGUUAGCGUCUGUGUUCCGUAUCUGCAAUCAUUUUCCAGCCAAACUGAGGUUCUCAAUUCAUCGAAACCGAGAAACCAUAUAGCCCAGCAAUCUUCAUCAGAUCAGAGUGAACUAAGUAAGGGGAAUGGAGAGGCAUUUCAUAUUUCGCACCCAUGGCCUGAGUGGGUGGAUCUGAUGGAGUUGUUGUUUAGGCGAGGCUACUUUGAGGCUGAUGGCAAUCCGUUUCAAAGAGAGGAGCUGGGUGGCAAGGAGACCAACAGCAUCAGAACAGCAUGCCUUAACUUUGCUCGUGAUCAGUUUGGACUUAUAAGGUUCUUCUCAAGGAAAGAUAUCCAGAUCAUCACAGGGUUUGGCUGCCCAAGCUUGGAUAGGAAAGUUAUCAACUCAGCGAAACGUCUACGUGCACAUGUUGGUGUCAACGAAGGAAAUGUCUGUAGUUCCUGUAACUUGAGGGGAGAUUGUGAGAGGGCCUAUGUAAAGGCCCGAGAAGAUGAAGGUGGGCGGACUGUGGAUGUUAUGCGAAUUCUUUUGACACAUGGGCUUGAUUUCGUUUCUGGUACAGUGGAUAAUAAGCCAUGUCAAAACAAAAUGGUCAAUGAUUCUGCUAGGAAUUUACUGAAAGAAAUGGCGGAGUAUGGCGGCCAGCAGCUUGACUCUAAUGGGUCAAAUAACACAACUCUUGAAGUAGGAGCGAGUGAGAGGCAUCGUUUGAAUUCAGAAGGGAAAAACGGCUUCACAAAGGUUCCCAUGAAGCAAGGCGACUGGCAUUGUCCCAAGUGCGAUUUCAUCAAUUUUGCUAGGAACAUCAAGUGCUUGAGAUGCAAUGGGUUUUCUGAAGAAAGGCUGAAGCAUUUGAGACAAGAUCAUGAUCAUCUUCCAUUGAAGAAAGGCGAUUGGAUUUGUCAAAAGUGCAAUUUCUUGAACUUUGCCAAGAAUACAAGAUGUUUGCAAUGCGACGAAAGGCCUCCAAAGAGGCAUCUGAAUCCUGGGGAAUGGGAAUGCCAGUCGUGUAAUUACAUCAACUUUAGGAGGAACAUGAUAUGCUUGAAGUGUGAUCAUAGGCGGCCAAUAGUGUCAAAUCCUUCUUCCAGCACGCCUACUCAGCUUGACCACAUCAACGCUGCCAAAGAUGAAGAGGACACGCGGUCAAGAACCGCUAACAAUGAUGGAUUGAGUGACCUCGAACCCGCGAUGCAAGACCACUAUAAUCGGAAGUUAUGUGGAAACAGUCGGAGAUUUGUGGAAGAGGGAGCAGUUGGGGACUAUGGUUCCAAGUUCAUAAAUUUCCCAAUUGCAGGAGGUAAGAGCACAUUGUCGCGGGACCCAUCAGCAAGAGAAGAGUGGAAGCUGCAAAUGUUGGAAAGGGGCAAAGUUGGUACCAGAAGAACCAAAGGCAACAACGAAUCGCAUCAAAACGAUGAUACAGCACAAGCCCCAGGAUGGCUGAACUCCCUUGACCCUACUGAUGAGGAUGAUUAUGACGAUGAUAUUGCCACAUGGUUUGGGGAUGCAAAGAAAGAUAAAAUAUAAACACUUUGCAGUAAUUUACUACUCAUCCAGGUAAGGUUAGGUGUGUGCAGUGGCACGUCUUAGUACUGUAUUAUUCGUCGGUGAACUUCGGGUAUUGCUGGGGACAUCUCUUAAGUGUGACAUGUGGUUGUUCAAGGUUAGGUUCUCAAUUGCGGAGGGGCUUUCUAUUGAGUUGUAUAGUCAUUUUGACAGUAAAAUGCGAGAGCCAUUUACCGUUCAGUUGCUCUGUUGAUUGCAGCAUUGUGGCUAAAGGCACUUUUGGAAGUUCUUCCUUUCUGUCCAUCCAAUCCUCAGUUCCACUCUCUGCUCCCUCUGAACAAGGAAGUAUGGGCAUUUCUGACUCAAACUUUUCUAUCAGGAGCAGAAACGCAGUACAAAUACACCUAGCCCCCCUUUUCCUCGGUUGUGCAUUAUUGUUGACCCAAUAUAGGUUACUUUUUUGUUAUUAGGUACUGAAGGGGCUUGAACCUGGGACCUCCAGGUUCAUGGCUAGUGGUAUUAUCACUAGACCAAUCCUUUGUUCGUACGUUGGAGUAUUACUUUUGCAUCAUUAAAAAAUUGAUGCUUUAACUAAUAUAUGAUAAAUCCAUUAAUUGUUAGUAAUAUCGACCCAUCAUUUGAUGCAUAUAAAUUUAUCGAAUUAAAAAAAUGAGAUUUUAUAGAUUGAUCUAUUAAGAAUGAGGACGAAAGUCAAAAUAUGUAGCCAGCCACCCAAACAAAGAGGUAAAACCUUGCAUAUAUUUACCCUAACAGUGAAGGAAAGUUCCUUCACCGAGAGAUACAUUGCGUAGUAACAUGCAUCAUUAAAUGCAAUAGCUGAAAGCAGUUGGGGGAACGGAUUGGAGAUGACUGAAGUUGGUUGUAGAUUUAAAUUUCCACAUUUAAGCCCAUAUAUAUAUGUAAUAAAGAACAUAAAAAAGA